Anguilla anguilla (European eel) is the source of this 1319-nucleotide messenger RNA. It is a transcript of the gene nsmce1, whose product is annotated as NSE1 homolog, SMC5-SMC6 complex component. The record is from RefSeq and is a predicted model, not a curated record. Gene Ontology annotation, biological process: double-strand break repair via homologous recombination; DNA damage tolerance. The transcript is spliced from 8 exons. Lineage: Eukaryota; Metazoa; Chordata; Actinopteri; Anguilliformes; Anguillidae. Bases 160 to 942 code for a protein of 260 amino acids. Gene Ontology annotation, cellular component: Smc5-Smc6 complex; nucleus. Gene Ontology annotation, molecular function: ubiquitin-protein transferase activity.
CUGUCGCCAGUUCCUCUGUAUCUCAAUUUUUUCGCGGCAGUCUGGUUGUGGUCAUUAACUAUUUGAAUCAAAGCGUCCUUGGGAAUAAAAGAUAUAGCUCAAGCUUUGGUGAGAUUUCAGUUGCAACGCGGAACGACCGCUGGGUUCGUAUUCUGAAGCAUGGCCAGACAGAUGACAGACAGUCACCGCAGGUUUCUGCAGACCAUGAUGAGCAACGGAGUUAUGGAGUCCUCCAAAGCGAACGCUCUGUGUCUACAUUUCUGUCGGGACCAAAGCGUGCCUGCCCAGCUGGAUGAGUUUAUCGGCGUCAUCAACACGGAGCUGCAGCCGAUGUUCAUGCACAUCAGGAAAGGGAUGUGUGAGGACAACGGGCACCAGUACUACGCUUUGGUGAACAUGGCGGAGACGGACAUAACCAGAAUGUCUUCCGAUUACGCGGACAACGAGCUGGAGCUCUUCAGAAAAACGAUGGACUUGAUUGUGGAUUCUGAGCGAGGAAGAGCCAGCUCCACUGAUAUUCUCAACUGCGCCGACCGACUCCAAACCAAGAAGAUGAAGAAGAAAGAGGUGGAGAAUCUGCUGGACAGGCUGGUCCAGGACAAGUGGCUGAAUGAGAAACGUGGCGAAUACACUCUGAGUACGCGCUGCAUCAUAGAGAUGGAACCGUACAUCCGGAACAUUUACCAAGACCUGGUCAAGCCCUGCGCCAUAUGCCACAGCCUCGCCUUUCAGAGCCAGACGUGCGAGAACUGUGGCGUCCGAAUCCACCUCCCCUGUGCUGCCAAGUUCUUUAAAAACAACACUGACCCCCGGUGCCCCAGCUGUAAAGACUACUGGCCGCACGAGAUUCCAGUCUUCCAGUCUCAGACUCUCAGCCAAUCAGCUUCCUCCCGAGCCAGCACAGCCCCUGCAUCUACAGCUUCCCGGACACGCAGGAAGUGAUGUCACUGGCGCUUUAUUCUGUUCAUUUGGCUUCUAAGCCUUUUCUUUCCCGGUGUUAAAAGUCCAACUGUGUCCUUAUUAACAUCUUAGGCCCUGGAGGCUUCUUGUAGAUUACAGUUUUACAUGUAGAACAUAUUUUUGUAUACCUGCACUGUGUUUCAGUUCGUUUUUGUAGAAGAGUUGAAUGAGACUCUAACAGAACAUAAGUAGGGGGUGGUCUGCCCCAACCACACACUGCUUAUUAUUUAUACUUUGUGAUAAAUUGCAUUAAUGUCAACAAGUUUCCUUCACGUUCAUUUGAAUUCUUACCCAUUCAGUCAACUAUAUUAAAUGCGUUCAUUUUUCUUAUGUUCUUAUUAAAAGAAAUUAAAAGCUCU